AGACUAUUGAUUAUUGCGAGUAUGUUUUUAUUGUAUUUUAUAUGCCUUUGAUUUUAUAUGUUUGUAUGUUUUAAAUGUAUCUUGUUGUUGUAUUUUGUGGUGUAUUUUGGGCUUGGUCCCCAUGGGAGCUGCCCCGAGUUCCUUCGGGGAGAUGGGGCUUUAUAUAAUAAUAAAGUUAUUACAGUAGAGUCUCGCUUAUCCAAGCUUCUGGAUUAUCCAAGCCAUUUUUGUAGUCAAUGUUUUCAAUAUAUCGUGAUAUUUUGGUGCUAAAUUCAUAAAUACAGUAAUUACAACAUAACAUUACUGCGUACUGAACUACUUUUUCUGUCAAAUUUGUUGUAUAAAAGGAUGUUUUGGUGCUUAAUUUGUAAAAUCAUAACCUAAUUUGAUGUUUAAUAGGCUUUUCCUUAAUCCCCCCGUAUUAUCCAAGAAGCUUAACCAACCUUCUGCCGGCCCGUUAGCUUGGAUAAGUGAGACUCUACUGUAUUAUUAGUAGUAUUAUUAUUGUUAUUAUUAUUUAUACACAAAGUGUUAGAAGAUGAACUUCGGAGGGUCAAAUUCUUCAUGCUGGUAAAUGUUUUACUUGAAGUGGAGGCUAAGUGUUGCUCUUGUCUUAAGCUGGAAAUGGAAAAUUGGGAGAACUAUGGAAAGUGGAAAGAGUAUAAACAUGUUUUUCCAUGUUGCAUCCCCAAAGUAAAGCUCACUCUCCACCCCCAGAAAUCCCAUUUUGGUGUGAAUUGGAGCUCCCCUUCUAAGUCAAAUAUAAACAGAAGAGAUUUUAACAGGGACUGUCAAGUAAGGAGGAAAAGACAUACCAACCUCUUCCCUUGUGCCAUGUCUUCCAUCCUAAACAGGGAUUUCCACAAAUUCUGUUUUGACCGUAGAACGUAAUUUUAAGGUAACACAUAUGGCAGUGAGUGGUUUUUAUCUGUUGCAGCAAAAAUAGCCAAAAGACUAGAAUAGAUUGGAUGGUAAGAAUGUGAGUGGCCUCUGUGUGCUUAUCUUCUGUUUAUUGAGUAGCAGUAAAGGGAAGAUAAAAUCUAGACAAUGAUAUGAGGUCGAAAAGUAUUACGUGUUGUAACCAAACAAUUAAGAAACAAAUAUAAAUAACAUAGCAAAUGAGAGGCCCUUGACCCCAAAUAAUCAGCUAUCAAAGGAUGUUAAAGGAAAAGGGUUUUCACCAUCUUAGAAUUGUGCUUGGAAACAGAAUGACAGGCAGCAGAGUUGUUGCAACCAGAGAAUUGUGGGUUCAAAAAAAGUGCGAAGUCAGGGACAGGCUGAAAACAUUUUUGCAAAGGAUGAGAUGGCCUCUUUCCAUCUCAUUAUGAAAUGAUGGCUGAAUCGUUCUUCCAUACUGAUUUAUUUAUUUAUUGUGUCAGAAGUGAAUUGAUAUAAAUACAGUUAUAGUGUAUUUUAAAAAAAACACACAAAGUUUAAAAUUUGGCAUUAUACUCAAAUGUCUUUUGACCAGAAGCUGGCCGCUUGGAGUGCCUCUGGUGUCACUGUGAGAAGCUCCUCCAUUGUGCACGUGGCAGGGCUCAGAUUGCAUUGUAAUAAGUGGUCUGAGGUUUGCUUUUCUCCCCACUUGCAUGUCGUGGACGCCACUUUGUAGCCCCAUUUCUUAUGGUUGAUUCUGCAUCUUGUGGUGCCAGAGCGCAGUCUAUUCAUCUCCUUCCAAGUUGCCCAGUCUUCUGUGUGCUCGGGAGGGAAUUUCUCAUCCGGUAUCAGCCAUGGAUUGAGGUUCUGGAUUCUAGCCUGCUGCUUUUGGACUCUCGCUUGCUGAGAUAUUCCUGUGGGUGUCUGUGUCGAUCUUAGGAAGCUAUUUCUUGAUUUAAGGCAUUGACUUGCUGGCUGAUAUUCGAAUAGAAGAUGGGCUGGAGAUGUCAAUACCUUGGUCCUUUUGUUAUUGGCUGCUACUUCCUGAUAGAUGUAAGGUGGUUCAAUACCGGCUAAGCAGUAUAAUUUCGGAAGUGGUGUGGGGCGUAGCCAUCCUGUGAUGAUGCAGCGUUUCUCAUUAAGAGCCACAUCCACUGUUUUAAACUGGUGAGAUGUAUUCCACACUGGGCAACGUCUUUGUAGAUGACUGAUUCUCUCACACCAGAAGCUACUUGCAGUAUGCAACCAAACAAACAAACAGACAAACUGACCUUCCAUACUGAUAACAAGUCAUCUGCCAUGUCCGAUGGAUACAGAUUACUAUAAAGGGUGCAAGUACAGCUGUGACUUCCAAAAUAAUGGAAGGGCACAAGAGGGCACGCCAAGUGUUUAGCUUUUGGUCAAAGGAAAUCUAGUAUAAUGCCAAGUUUUUAACUUUGUGUGUGUGUUUUUUUGAAAUACAUUAUAACUGUAUUCAUAUCAAUUCACUUCUGACAUGAUAAAUAAAUACUGCAACAGUAUGGAAAUAGUGUAACGAGGAACAAUUAUAGUAAGCACUGUUCUGAGGUAUAUGUGUUUUAUGUGUCCAUUUUGGAAGGAGGGAGGGAGGGGAAGCAAUCAUAGCAAUGAUUUGUAUUUGAUCUUGAUUAAAAAUGUAAUUUCUGCAAUAUGAUUGUUAAAAAAAGUUUUAAAUUUAAAGGUACAGUGUCCACUCCUUUUGAGCCUGCACCAUUACCAAAAACAUUGUAAAUGCAUUUUUGAAAUGCUCCUAGCUGUAUUAUCUCUUUUCAUCUUUCAGACCUGAUUGAUAAGGCAUUCAGCAGGUUCAAACACAAGGAAGUUGUUCAUCUGUCAAGAUUAAAGAAUGGCUUGAAUGUUUUGGAGCUUUGGCAUGGGCCAACAUAUGCUUUUAAGGACCUGUCCUUGUCCUGCACUGGGCAGUUCCUGCAGUACUUUCUGAAGAAAAGGAAGAAGCACGUCUCAGUCUUAGUGGUGCUUUUUAAACAGGAACUUCAGGAGAUACCGGAAGCUCAGCAAUAGAAAGUAUCCGUGGUGACAAAAAUAUGGAUAUAUUUGUUCUGUUGCCUCAAGGUCUCUGCAGCCAAGUUCAAGAACUACAGAUGACAACUGUGAUUGAAGAGAAUGUCCACGUUUUUCUCACGGAAGGAAAUAGUGAUGAAAUUGAUGAGCCAAUCAAAGAAUUGUUUGCCGAUGUGGAUUUCUCGAGCAAACACAAACUAAUGAGCCUGAAUUCCAUCAACUGGUCCAGGAUUCUGGUGCAGAUGGCUCAUUACUUCUAUGCUUACUUCCAGUGUACUCCAUCCAUGGAUAACCUCCCAUUGCCAGUUGUGGAAAUCGUUGUUCCAACUGGGGGAGGAGGAAACCUUACAGCUGGAUUCAUUGCACAGAAGAUGGGUCUCCCCAUUGAGCUUGUGGCUGUGGUCAAUGACAAUGACAUUAUACACAGAGCAAUUCAGCAAGGAGAUUUCUCAUUGUCCAAGAGUGUGAAGUCAACACUAGCUUCAGCUAUGGAUAUUCAGGAGCCUUACAAUAUGGAGAGAAUCUUUUGGCUCUUCUCUGGCUCAGACAGCAAUUUGGUCAAGAAUUUGAUGGAAGAAUUUUAUGUCACCAAAAGCGUCAAACUCCCUCCAGGACUGCACAAACAGCUCUAUGAACAUCUGCAAACUUCCACAAUAUCAGAUGAAGAAAUUCUCCGUACCAUGAGACACUGUUGGGAGGAUAAUGACUACCUUUUGUGUCCUCACACUGCUACUGCUGUUUGCUAUUAUUACAAGAACUCAGACUGCCAUCCAAGAAGUUCCAGGUGCUGCUUGGCUCCUGCCUCCCCAGUCAAGUUUGAAGAUGCUGUUUGUAAAGCCGGGAUCUCCCUGGAGGUCUCCUCUGAGAUCCGUGAGCUGAAAGAAAUGGAGACCAGAUCCUCCACCCUGAAGAGGGGCGAAGACUGGGCAAGAAUACUGCGGCAACAAAUAGAAGCAGUUACAAAGCAACGAAAUUCUGUCUGGAGCUGAAUGUUUGCAAUGUAGAAUCAGCACUUAAUCAAAGUCUCUUCCUGCUCACAGCAGCGGUCUUUUUGCCACUUUUGCUAAAGCUUUACAAUGUGAACAAUAAUUGUGUCACAUAAAAUUAAGUGUGGGCAUUCUGUGGAGCACUUCAGUCCCUUUGGAGGGCUGGUGUGUAGACUCAUAUAAUCCAGUUCAAAGAUGAUAACCUGGAUUAUCUGAUUUGAUAAUCUGAAUUAUAUGACAGUGUAGAAGGCACCUCUGUUGUGUCUUACACAACUUCAGAUUAUAUUUUCAGAACUCUGUAAAUUAAAUUAAAAUAUGUGUUGGUGAUUGAUUUUAUUCAGCUUCCAUAUAGCUGAAUAAAAUCCCAUAUUUUCUGCUUUGAACUUGAAUAUAUGGCAAUGUGGACUCAGAUAACCCAGUUCAAAGCAGACAUUGUGGGAUUUUCUGCCUUGAUAUUCUGGGUUAUAUGGCUGUGUAGGAGGGCCCGAGUCGCAAUUGCCUAGUAAGCUUCAUGCUAGCUGCUGAGCUAAGUUGUGAUGCUAACAUCCA
This is a messenger RNA of Anolis carolinensis (green anole), 4451 nucleotides long. It is a transcript of the gene thnsl2, whose product is annotated as threonine synthase like 2. Bases 2940 to 3905 code for a protein of 321 amino acids. Gene Ontology annotation, biological process: dephosphorylation; 2-oxobutyrate biosynthetic process. The transcript has 7 exons. Lineage: Eukaryota; Metazoa; Chordata; Lepidosauria; Squamata; Anolidae. The record is from RefSeq and is a predicted model, not a curated record. Gene Ontology annotation, molecular function: pyridoxal phosphate binding.